AUGGCUACUUCCAAGCUAUCCAUCUCCAAAACAAACAUCCCACGAACACCAUCACCUUCAGGAGGAACAGGCACUGCUCGUUCGAACGUCGCCAAAACGCAGUUGACAGACCACCCUCACGCAACGAUGGUUUCCAAUUCAGUCAAUAAGACAGCGCUGCAUCCUGGUGGUGUUCAACCUACACGAGAGCACACCGAAAUUGAGGAAGAACUCCAUGAAACCGCACACAUUGAUUAUGAUCGUGUGGCCAUUGUCGCCAACCCUUCUGUCUCUGCCCUCUACGAAGAUGCACUGGUCUACGAGACUGGUUCUGCAAUAACCUCGACCGGAGCGUUGACGGCAUAUUCUGGGGCAAAGACUGGCCGGUCACCAUUGGACAAACGCAUUGUGCAAGAAGAAGGCUCAGAAAAAGAUGUUUGGUGGGGCCCUGUGAACAAGCCGAUGAGUCCAUAUGUAUGGAAGAUCAAUCGUGAGCGAGCCAUCGAUUACCUCAAUACGAGAAAUCGAAUCUACGUCGUCGAUGGAUAUGCAGGUUGGGAUGAGAAGUACCGGAUCAAUGUUCGAGUCGUUUGCGCCCGUGCCUAUCAUGCCUUGUUCAUGCGAAACAUGCUUAUUCGACCUAAACGAGAAGAAUUGACUGGUUUCCAUCCCGAUUACGUGAUUUACAAUGCCGGAUCAUUCCCAGCAAACAGAUAUACUACCGGUAUGACAAGUGCAACUAGUGUGGCCAUCAACUUUGCCGAGAAGGAGAUGGUCAUCCUUGGAACAGAAUAUGCUGGGGAAAUGAAAAAGGGCAUCUUCACUGUCUUGUUCUAUGAGAUGCCAGUUAAGCAUAACGUUUUGACCUUGCACUCUUCCGCAAACGAGGGCGAGAAGGGUGACGUGACGGUUUUCUUCGGUCUUUCCGGAACUGGCAAGACAACUCUUUCCGCCGAUCCCAAACGUGCUUUGAUCGGAGACGAUGAGCAUUGUUGGUCAGACACCGGUGUCUUCAACAUCGAAGGAGGCUGCUAUGCAAAAUGUAUCGGACUAUCUGCCGAAAAGGAGCCCGACAUUUUCAACGCCAUCAAAUUCGGGUCAGUACUCGAGAACGUCGUCUUCGACCCACAAACACGAGAGGUAGAUUACAAUGAUGCAACUCUGACAGAGAAUACUCGCUGCGCUUAUCCCAUCGAAUACAUUGGCAACGCAAAGAUACCCUGCAUGACCGACAAGCACCCAACUAAUAUCAUUCUUCUGACCUGUGAUGCCAGAGGAGUCCUUCCACCAAUCUCGAAACUCAACACCGCACAAACCAUGUUCCACUUCAUUUCCGGCUACACUUCAAAGAUGGCCGGCACUGAAGACGGUGUUACCGAGCCUCAAGCCACUUUCUCUUCCUGCUUCGCGCAACCCUUCCUCGCCCUGCACCCCAUGCGAUAUGCCAAGAUGCUUGCAGACAAGAUAUCUCAGCACAAAGCAAACGCCUGGCUUCUCAAUACCGGCUGGGUAGGCGCCGGCGCAACCACUGGCGGCAAACGCUGUCCAUUAAAAUAUACUCGUGCCAUCCUAGAUGCCAUCCAUUCUGGCGAGCUUGCCAAUGCUGAGUACGAGGUCUAUGACACUUUCAACCUGAGUGUACCAAAAACGUGUCCAGGUGUGCCGGAUGAGUUACUCAACCCUAAGAAGAGCUGGACUGGCACUGCGGAUUUCAAGGAAGAGGUCACGAAGCUAGGAGGUUUGUUUGCAGAGAAUUUCAAGAAAUACAGUGAUGAAGCGACGGAGGAAGUGAUCAAGGCUGGGCCUGACGUUUGA
Molecule: messenger RNA, 1794 nt
Organism: Endocarpon pusillum Z07020
Lineage: Eukaryota; Fungi; Ascomycota; Eurotiomycetes; Verrucariales; Verrucariaceae
Product: Phosphoenolpyruvate carboxykinase
Exons: 4
Coding region: 1-1794 (597 amino acids)
Biological process (GO): gluconeogenesis
Cellular component (GO): cytosol
Molecular function (GO): phosphoenolpyruvate carboxykinase (ATP) activity; ATP binding
Source: RefSeq, a predicted model, not a curated record